Messenger RNA from Pan troglodytes (chimpanzee), 5111 nucleotides. RefSeq names its product atypical chemokine receptor 2 (gene ACKR2). The transcript has 5 exons. Gene Ontology annotation, biological process: positive regulation of cytosolic calcium ion concentration; cell chemotaxis; immune response. Gene Ontology annotation, molecular function: C-C chemokine receptor activity; C-C chemokine binding. NCBI's taxonomy places the organism in Eukaryota, Metazoa, Chordata, Mammalia, Primates, Hominidae. Gene Ontology annotation, cellular component: membrane; external side of plasma membrane. The record is from RefSeq and is a predicted model, not a curated record. The coding region runs from base 717 to 1871 and encodes 384 amino acids.
ACUGCUCCGGCUCUAGCGUACUGGCGGAGACAGACGUGAGAGCUCGGCGCCCAGGGUUCGCGCCCGGGCACUUGAGGGGCUUUGGCUCCUGGCCCAAGGACUCCUCAGAUUUCUCCUGCCCUUUUCCCCUCGGGCAGCGGAGGCGAGCACCGCGAACGCCGUGUCCCGAGCGCCGCCGCCUGCGGAGGCCUCACGGGCCGGGAAGGGAUGCGGGUGAAGGGUUUCGGCUGCGGGUGAGGUGGUGUUCCCCGACCCACCCGGGUCCGACUGCUUGUUCUCGCCGUUCAGUAACGAGAUGCAGACAGACUGGGAAAGAACGGAGUUUAUUUCUGCAACAGGUUACAGGGAGAAGGAUACAGUACAGGAUCCUUUCUGGAAUGGAGGUCUUAUGAGCUGCUAUCGAACACGGCAGAGCCUGUUGGUGACCUGCACACAGGAGCCCUCCAGUCAGUACUGAUUGAAUUACUCAAGGCUGCCUCUCUGCAAAGUUGAGGUAGCUCAUGGUGCUCCCUUCCUUGGUGCAGACGGGCAGUUCAAACCACACAAACUCCAGCCUGUGGGAGAGGGAUCCUUCAUCCUGGACGCGCCUGCCCUCUGCCCAGCCACUAUAAAAACCAGAGCCACGUGCCCCUUCUUUUGCUUGAGUGUGGGCCCUGCUGUCCCCAGAAAGCCUCAUUACCACUACAGGACGUCGGGACUGGGCACUUCCUUCCAACAUGGCCGCCACUGCCUCUCCGCAGCCACUCACCACUGAGGAUGCCGAUUCUGAGAAUAGCAGCUUCUAUUACUAUGACUACCUGGAUGAGGUGGCCUUCAUGCUCUGCAGGAAGGAUGCAGUGGUGUCCUUUGGCAAAAUCUUCCUCCCAGUCUUCUAUAGCCUGAUUUUUGUGUUGGGCCUCAGCGGGAACCUCCUUCUUCUCAUGGUCUUGCUCCGUUACGUGCCUCGCAGGCGGAUGGUUGAGAUCUAUCUGCUGAAUCUGGCCAUCUCCAACCUUCUGUUUCUGGUGACACUGCCCUUCUGGGGCAUCUCCGUGGCCUGGCAUUGGGUCUUCGGGAGUUUCUUGUGCAAGAUGGUGAGCACUCUUUAUACUAUUAACUUUUACAGUGGCAUCUUUUUCAUUAGCUGCAUGAGCCUGGACAAGUACCUGGAGAUCGUUCAUGCUCAGCCCUACCACAGGCUGAGGACCCGGGCCAAGAGCCUGCUCCUUGUUACCAUAGUAUGGGCUGUGUCCCUGGCCGUCUCCAUCCCUGAUAUGGUCUUUGUACAGACACAUGAAAAUCCCAGGGGUGUGUGGAACUGCCACGCAGAUUUCGGCGGGCAUGGGACCAUUUGGAAGCUCUUCCUCCGCUUCCAGCAGAACCUCCUAGGGUUUCUCCUUCCACUCCUUGCCAUGAUCUUCUUCUACUCCCGUAUUGGUUGUGUCUUGGUGAGGCUGAGGCCCGCAGGCCAGGGCCGGGCUUUAAAAAUAGCUGCAGCCUUGGUGGUGGCCUUCUUCGUGCUAUGGUUCCCCUACAAUCUCACCUUGUUUCUGCAUACGCUGUUGGACCUGCAAGUAUUCGGGAACUGUGAGGUCAGCCAGCAUCUAGACUACGCACUCCAGGUGACAGAGAGCAUCGCCUUCCUUCACUGCUGCUUUUCCCCCAUCCUGUAUGCCUUCUCCAGUCACCGCUUCCGCCAGUACCUGAAGGCUUUCCUGGCUGCUGUGCUUGGAUGGCACCUGGCACCUGGCACUGCCCAGGCCUCAUUAUCCAGCUGUUCUGAGAGCAGCAUACUUACUGCCCAAGAAGAAAUGACUGGCAUGAAUGACCUUGGAGAGAGGCAGUUUGAGAACUCCCCUAACAAGGAGGAUGUGGGGAAUAAAUCAGCCUGAGUGACCAAAUUUUGGUCUGGUGGGAACAGAUGGGAACCAGCUCAAUUGGGUGUCCACUCAAAGUGCUCUCUCCAGGGGCCUCAGUGACUGUGUUGCUAAACCCAGUGGUCAGUUCUCAGUUCUCAGCCAUCAGCAGCAUUUGCUCGCCCCUGCCUUCUUCCUUCACUUUCUUCACUUGCUUCCAGGAUACCACGCUUUCUUUUCUGAAUUGCUACAAUCUUUCUUCCUUCCUUCCUUCCUUGCUUCCUUCUUUCCUUCCCUCUCUCCCUCCCUCCCUCCCUCGCUCCUUCCCUUCCUCCUUUCCUCCCUUCCUACUUUCCUUCCUUCCUUCUGACAGGGUCUUGCUCUAUUGCUCUGUCACCCAGGCUGGAAUGCAGUGGCAAGAUCUCCGCUCACUGUAGCCUCCUCCCCCUGGGUUGAAGCAAUUCUCAUGCCUCAGCCUCCCAAGUAGCCAGGACUAUAGGCGCCUGCCACCAUGCCUGGCUAAUUUUUGUAUUUUUUUUUUUCUUUCUUUCUUUCUUUUCUUUUUUUUUUUUUUUUUUUUUGAGACAGAGUCUCACUCUUGUUGCCCAGGCUGGACAACAAUGGCGCGAUCUCGGCUCACUGCAACCUCCACCUCCUGGAUUCAAGCGAUUCUCCUGCCUCAGCCUCCUGAGUAGCUGGAACUACAUGUGCGUGCCACCACGCACAGCUAAUUUUUAUAAUUUUUGUAGAGAUAGGGUUUCACUGCGUUGGCCAGGAUGAUCUCGAUCUCUUGACCUUGGGAUCCACCCGCCUUGGCCUCCCAAAGUGCUGGGAUUACAGGUGUGAGCCACCAUGCCCGGCCCUAAUUUUUGUGUUUUUAUUAGAAACAGAGUUUCACCAUGUUGGCCAGGCUGGAGAAUUGCUGUAAUAGUUUUCCAACUGGCCCCUGUCCUUCCUCUCUCUUGCUCUCCUCCCAUCUCAUCUGCACCUAGCAGCCAGAGUGAUCCUGACACUCUUGGCCUUUACUUCCGCCUCCCUCAGAGCAGCAGCCUGUCAAAACACCAGAUUACAACAAAUUUAGUUUAAAGGUCUCAAUUAGCGUUAUUGGCAAUUCUAGAAUCAGGCAAUAGACUCAUUGAAUCAAGAACAGAUUCACUCCAUAAAAUACAGAGAGUGCUGCAAUGAGCUGGGUAGAAGAGGUUAGUUUUAUAGACAGGAAGGGGCUGUCAAAGGCAGAAAGAAAUGAAGAACAAAAAAAAAGAUUGAUUUUUUUUUUUGAGACAGGAUCUCACUCUGUCAUCCAGGCUGAAGUCCAAUCCCACAAUCAUGGCUCACUGCAGCCACCACCUCCUGAGCUCAAGUGAUCCUCCCAUCUAAGCCCCCAAGUAGCUAGGACUACAGGAGCACACCACCACACCUGGCUAAUUUUUGUAUUUUUUGUGGAGACAGGGUCUCAGUAUGUUACCCAGGUUGGACUGGAACCCCUUGGCUCAAGCAAUUUGCCUGCCUCAGCCUCCCAAAGUGCUGGGAUUACAGGCGUGAGCCACUGCACAGGGCCAGAUUCGUCAUUUCAAAGUUACUUUCUAUAUGCGGCCGGAACAGGGUGGUUGACAUCAGUUUUCUUCAGGUUACUUUUUAAUAAUGAUUAAAACGGGGAACUUCAUUACCAUGAGCAUGGUUACUGUCUGCAUUAUUACGCCAACUGAAACUGUCAUGUUUGGGAAUUUGGCUGUUAACUCUGUCUCCAGGAGUCUCAAAGGUCAGAUAACAACUUAGUUUCGGUUUGAGGACAUGGAACUUUAAUACGACAGAUUCCAUUUUGGUUUGGUCUGGUCAGCUGGGACCUAGUGCAGGAGGUUAGUCCAAAACAAUGGCCUUCCAUAGUUUUUAUUUAACAAGCCCAACUCCUUACGGUAAUCCUUUAAGGCCUAUGUGAUCUGCCCCCACCCUGGCUACACUCUUUGUCCUUAUGUCCACCAGCCUCCAGUGCUCCAGACACAACUGAUCUCAAAUACUCCUGACACAUCCCCCUGGGGAUUCCUCUUCCUGGAUUGCUCUCCUCUCAGCUGUCUGCUUGGCUCGCUCUCUCACCUUCUGAGGUCUUAGCUCAGAUACCACCUUUCACUCACCUGUCCAACCUAUUUAACACAAACUGGCCCAUCUCUGACGCUCCUGAUCUUCCUGAUGCUCUAUUUUUAAAUUUUUUCAAUAGUGCUUAUUUCUUUCAGACAUUGUAUAUGUUUCUCCUAUUUGUGAUGUUCAAUGGCUACUGUCCCCACCCACAUUGUCCCAGGUGAAUUCCACAAGGUAGGGAUCUUGGUUAGGCUCACUGCUGUACCCAACCCCCUAACACAGGGCCUGGUGUGUAGGUUUUCAGAAAGUAUCUGUUAAAUGCAUGGGUGGAGGAGGGAGCAUUUUCCUUCUGGCACUGCUGGGGAAAAAGAACCUAAGGCCUUCCACUCACCAGGGUUCCACAUUCUCUGUAGUCCAGCUGGGAAAUGCUAUUAAAAGGACCAUUCUCGUAGCCUUGAUGGUGGACCCAGCAUCUGGCAAUCAGGAGGGCCUUGAAGUACUCUGCCUAGGGAAUGUCCCAGGACCAUGUACAGUCUGCAGAAGGAGGCAGUGAACACACUUGGCCUAGGCCCCAUCUCAGGAGCCUUCACAUCUCCCUGGGACCUGCACAAUCAAGUCCAAAAUCUUUGUCUGAUGUCAAGGCUAGGGCUUUUGCAAAUAGGAUCCCAUACAUCUUCCAGCCCUCAUACUCCUCCACUCCCUUUUCAUUUCCUGAACAUUCCAACUUCUAUGCCUUUGCUCUUGUGGGCUCCCUCAUGUAAUUAGGAUAAUUUCCAGCCAGGUAUUCCCUCACCCUUGUUUUAUAACUGAAUCCCACUUUCUCUGGGACUCCACUGCUUGGUCACUCUGCCCUGUGCUUUGAGAGGAGGUUGGGUGGAGCAUGGGACAUGGGCCAAUUACUGCCUUCACAUUUCCCUGGUCACGGUGAUUUUUUAAGGGGUGGGCACAUGACCUAGGUAGAGCCAAUGAAGUGCAAUGUCACUAGAACAUGUGAGAAGAGAGGCAUGAAACCGAAGCUGAGAGGGUUUGAGAUCUGGAGCUACUCCUUCCUCCACCCAGACUUCAGAAGGUGAAGGAGAUAGUGCAUGUGAGUGAGCAGAUCCCGAGGGCACUGUUUGAGCCUCAGAAUCAAAGCACUUCUGAAGUUCGUCCCAAUCUUGGAUUCGACAGUUACAAGAACCAAUAAAUUCCUUUCCUUGUGGA